This is a messenger RNA of Molossus molossus (Pallas's mastiff bat), 885 nucleotides long. RefSeq names its product voltage-dependent anion-selective channel protein 1-like. NCBI's taxonomy places the organism in Eukaryota, Metazoa, Chordata, Mammalia, Chiroptera, Molossidae. The coding region runs from base 34 to 885 and encodes 283 amino acids. The transcript has a single exon. The record is from RefSeq and is a predicted model, not a curated record. Gene Ontology annotation, cellular component: mitochondrial outer membrane. Gene Ontology annotation, biological process: monoatomic anion transmembrane transport. Gene Ontology annotation, molecular function: voltage-gated monoatomic anion channel activity.
CAGCCCGCCACCACCACCGCCUUUGAGCAGAAGAUGGCUGUGCCUCCCAUGUAUAUUGACCUAGGCAAAUCUGCCAGGGACGUCUUCACCAAGGGCUACGGGUUUGGCUUAAUAAAACUUGAUUUGAAAACAAAAUCUGAGAAUGGACUGGAAUUUACAAGCUCAGGUUCAGCCAACACUGAGACCACCAAAGUGACGGGCAGUCUGGAAACCAAGUACAGGUGGACUGAAUACGGUCUGACGUUUACGGAGAAAUGGAACACGGACAAUACACUAGGCACGGAGAUCACUGUGGAAGAUCAGCUUGCACGUGGAUUGAAGCUGACCUUUAAUUCAUCCUUCUCACCAAAUACUGGGGGAAAAAAUGCUAAAAUCAAGACAGGGUAUAAGCGGGAGCACAUCAACCUGGGCUGCGACGUGGAUUUCGACAUAGCCGGGCCUUCGAUCCGGGGCGCCCUGGUGCUGGGUUUUGAGGGCUGGCUGGCUGGCUACCAGAUGAAUUUUGAGACAGAGAAGUCUCGAGUGACCCAGAGCAACUUUUCGGUUGGCUACAAGACUGAUGAAUUCCAGCUUCACACUAAUGUAAACGACGGGACAGAGUUUGGUGGCUCCAUUUAUCAGAAGGUGAAUAAAAAGUUGGAGACUGCCGUUAAUCUAGCCUGGACAGCAGGAAACAGUAACACUCGCUUCGGAAUGGCAGCCAAGUAUCAGAUCGACCCUGAUGCGUGCUUCUCGGCUAAAGUGAACAACUCCAGCCUGAUAGGGUUAGGAUACACUCAGACACUAAAGCCAGGUAUCAAACUGACACUGUCACCUCUGUUGGAUGGCACGAAUGUCAAUGCUGGUGGCCACAAGCUUGGUCUAGGACUGGAAUUUCAAGCAUAA